Molecule: messenger RNA, 2682 nt
Organism: Hibiscus syriacus
Lineage: Eukaryota; Viridiplantae; Streptophyta; Magnoliopsida; Malvales; Malvaceae
Product: kinesin-like protein KIN-13B
Exons: 13
Coding region: 204-2318 (704 amino acids)
Biological process (GO): microtubule-based movement
Molecular function (GO): microtubule motor activity; microtubule binding; ATP binding
Source: RefSeq, a predicted model, not a curated record
AAAAAAAUUAAAGAGGAAAAGCUAAGAAAGAAGGUUUCUAAACAAUAACACACCAACCAUCACUUGUAUUUCCUUUGUUUCUCUAGUUAGCUUUCCCUUUCCCCUUGUCUCUUCUUUUUUCUAUAUUUGACUUUUGUUUGGUUUCGAUUGUGAAAUUUCAGUUGAAGAAGCUCUGCAUACUUAUCGUAGGCCGGCGAGAGAAAAUGAGCUUGGUAGGGAGACAGAUGGCGAGAUCUAAUUCGACCGCUUAUCAUCAACGGCAAUACUCCGAUAACUUCCCCGAAGCGUCGUUCAACGCCAAAUGGCUUCAGUCCUCCAAUCUCCCUUCUUCUCAGGAGUUCGGUUUCUACGGCGGAGGAAGAAUGAACAGGAAGUCACCGGAGCCGGGGACGCCGCCGCUUUCUUCAAGGUCGUCGAGCUUGAGGAAGAACAGCGAUGAAUACGUGUCCCCGAGUGAGCUCAGCUCCGGUUUACUGGAUCUUCAUUCAUUUGAUACUGAGCUGCUUUCCGAGGUUCCUAAUCUGUACGAAGGAUACGGGCUUCAGAAACCUAUUCGUGGUAAAAAAUUUGAUGAUUCUGAGCCGUAUGUAUCUACCAUUAAACUUCCAAACAGGCCACUAGGAAUGGCUGAGAAUAGCCUUCUCAAAAGCAUUGCAGUAGAUAAAGAAAGAUCUAACAAUGUUGCCAAGAUUAAAGUCGUGGUGCGCAAGAGACCAUUGAACAAAAAGGAAAUAGCAAAGAAAGAGGAAGAUAUCAUCACUAUAGAUUCCAGUGCACUAAUGGUUCAUGAAAAAAAGCUAAAGGUUGACCUGACAGAAUAUGUUGAGAAGCAUGAAUUUCUUUUUGAUGCAGUGCUGAAUGAAGAUGUUAGCAAUGAGGAGGUGUACUCAAAGACUGUGGAGCCAAUAGUUCCUCUAAUUUUCAAUCGAACAAAAGCAACUUGUUUUGCAUAUGGGCAGACAGGAAGUGGAAAGACUUAUACUAUGCAGCCACUGCCUCUAAAAGCAUCUCAAGAUAUAUUUAGAUUAAUGUACCAUACAUAUCGGAACCAAGGGUUCCAACUCUUUGUCAGUUAUUUUGAGAUAUAUGGGGGAAAAGUCUUUGACCUCCUUAAUGAUAGGAAAAAGCUUUGCAUGAGAGAAGAUGGUAAACAACAAGUAUGUAUUGUGGGUCUUCAAGAGUACAAGGUGUUGGAUGUUCAGACAAUCAAGGAGUUAAUCGAGAGAGGAAAUGCUACAAGAAGCACUGGCACUACUGGAGCAAACGAAGAGUCUUCAAGGUCACAUGCUAUUCUUCAGCUUGCCAUCAAGAGAUCGGCUGAUGGCAGUGAAUUGAAGCCUGCUAGACUUGUUGGGAAACUUUCCUUCAUAGAUCUUGCUGGAAGUGAGCGUGGUGCUGAUACAACUGACAAUGACAAACAGACGAGAAUGGAAGGUGCUGAAAUUAAUAAAAGUUUACUUGCUUUAAAAGAAUGUAUCAGAGCUCUUGACAAUGACCAGGGUCACAUUCCGUUCAGAGGAAGUAAGCUGACUGAAGUUCUUAGAGAUUCAUUUAUGGGUGACUCACGAACUGUUAUGAUAUCAUGUAUUUCUCCGAGCUCAGGGUCAUGUGAACACACCCUGAAUACACUCAGAUACGCUGAUAGGGUGAAGAGCCUAUCGAAAGGGAAUAACUCCAAGAAGGAUAUGCUACCUUCGUCAUCAAAUCUUAGAGAGUCAACUGCAUUGCCCUUAUCUUCAUCUUUACCGAGUGAUGCAUUUGAGGAUAGCAUAACUGAUAUUCCUUUUGAAAAGAACAAAUAUGGGUGGUCCAAACCGACUGAAAGAGAUAUAUCUUUUAAAAUGGAUUCUGUUCCUAGUGGAAGAGAUACAAAUUUGGCUGUACCAUAUUCAGAUUAUGUGAAUGGUCAGAGAGGUGGACUAAACAGCAUGACCGAGGAUGAUUUUGAUUACUUUGAGGAGACAUAUGAGCAACCAAAGAUGUUGCAGAAAAGAAAAGAUGAUUUAACAAAGCUUGUGGAUCCUUCAACCUUUGAUUAUAGCAAUUCAGAUGAUGAUUUAAGUGCCCUGCUAAAGGAAGAGGAAGAUCUCGUAUCUGCUCAUCGAAGGCAAGUUGAGGACACAAUGGAGCUUGUCAGGGAGGAAAUGAAUCUGCUAGUUGAAGCUGACCAAGCUGGCAAUCAGCUGGAUGAUUAUAUCUCUAAAUUAGAUACCAUUCUCUCACAGAAGGCUGCAGGAAUCGUACAACUGCAGGCGCGCUUGGCACAAUUCCAAAAACAUUUAAAGGAUUCCAACGUGUUAGUAUCUUCAGGCAAUUGAUGCCCACAGAGUAGAGGUGGUGAAGCCCAUUAUAUACCUUGGAGUGAUUCAGUCUGAUUGCUGAUUCAGACCUGCCUUUGAUUUGAUGAUUUCUUCCUUGAUGGUGAGGGCUUCGUCUAAUUCUCCGGGUAAGUAACCGUCGUGACUCCAUAUAAUAUAUUUAUAAGCAGUGCUUCUCUCUUGGAUAUAAAUAAAAUGUGUAAAACUUAUACCCCUUCGUUCUCAUUUUACUUUUUUUUUUUUGGGGUCCUGUUUUUCUCGUUUUGCGCCGUAUUGCAUUAUUUUACUGAUUCUAAAUAUCGGAAUGCACCGAAAUCAUGAAUCAUCUGUUUUGUUCUAUUCGAUAGCCAUGAGUCUGUAAACA